UAUGCAAAUAUGUAAAUAUAAACGGUAUAUAAACGCUGGUCUUAGAGAAGUUCAGCACCUCCACACUGGACAGUUGAAGCUACCAGCGGAUACUGAAAAGAAAAAGGAGAAGAUAUUCUUCAAAAGUUUUGUGACAAACUCUCAGAUUAUCUUGUGUCCUUUCUUUAAUGAACUGUUAGACAUUUUAUAUUUUCUGUUUCAACAAAGAUACUAACAUCACCAUGAAGCUGGUGACUGUGUCUGCACUUCUCUGUGCAAUGAUGGCUCUAACCAUGGCUGUUGCCAAGAGUCACCUGGUCAAGAGGUCCAAUGGUUGUCCUCUUGGUUGGACUCGCAUCAGUGAACGCUGCUUUCUCUUUGUUCCAACCGCCAUGAGUUGGGCUAGAGCUGAGAGAAAUUGCUUGUCCAUGGGGGCAAACCUUGCAUCAGUGCACAGCAGCAGUGAGAACCGGAUGAUUCAGAGUCUGACUGCCCAUCAUGGCUACCCCGAAACUUGGGUUGGAGGAACUGAUGCACCCGAGGAAGGUAUUUGGUUGUGGAAUGAUGGGACAAGUUUUCACUAUUCACCCUGGUGCCCAGGAGAGCCCAAUAAUGAUCGCAAUCAGCAUUGUAUUCAAAUGAAUCAUGGAGAUUCCAAGUGCUGGGAUGAUAUGGGGUGUGAUCGUCAUCUGCCAUCUGUCUGCACCAAGAAAGUCUAAUGUUUCUUGGACUGACACUGAUGUAUGAAAUUCCCAUAAAACACACGCUGAUGUACGAUGGUGUUUGUGUUUCGCUAGCUCUUACUUUAUUUUGCAGCAUUAUAUUUUUCCUCUCUAUAGCACCCAAACAAAAUGAACAAUCAACACAAGUUGGGCUGUCAUUAAGGCCUUGUGACUUUAGUGGGAGCAGACUUGUUACCAAAGGAUUGAUUUUAUAUUUUUCUUCUGCAGAGAAAACUGUUCUCUUCUUUCUUUAACAUUAAAGCUUCAAACAAGCAUUAAAGCUUCAAACAAG
This is a messenger RNA of Oreochromis aureus, 993 nucleotides long. RefSeq names its product ladderlectin-like. The transcript has 5 exons. Lineage: Eukaryota; Metazoa; Chordata; Actinopteri; Cichliformes; Cichlidae. The record is from RefSeq and is a predicted model, not a curated record. The coding region runs from base 222 to 698 and encodes 158 amino acids. Gene Ontology annotation, molecular function: signaling receptor activity.